CACUUCUCAUCAUCCGCACCCUUACGUAGCUCACAAUGCUGAGCAUUUUGCUGCUCAGCCUUUUGGGAACGGCGCCUGUUUUGGCGCUCGACGCAGCGACCAGCCAUCGCCUGCUGAAGACUGGGCGACCGCAGAUUGGGCUUUGGCAAGCGCUGAGGGCGCAGGAGAAGUCGGACUCUCUCUUCGCUGAGAGUAAUGUUCAGACAACAUUUGCAGAGCCUAAAUACAAGGCACACUGUUUCGAUCAGCGCAUAUCGCAUUCAGGCGAGGUUAACGGUUCAUUCUGCCAGCGCUACUGGCUCGACGACCAGUACUACAAGCCCGGUGGGCCCGUAUUCCUGCUCGAUGGGGGGGAGACUGACGGCGCUGACCGUCUUCCCUUCCUGGAGUCUGGCAUCUUGCAAAUCCUUUCCAACGCCACCGGAGGGCUGGGCAUCGUCCUCGAGCACCGAUACUACGGGGAGUCUGUGCCAGUCAAGUCAUUCUCAACCGACGACCUCCGCUUUCUGAACAACGCCGACAGUCUUGAAGACUCUGCCAACUUCAUUCGCAACUUUCAACCACCUAAGCGCCUUGCUCUUGAGGCCGAUGCGCUCAAGCCUAAGCAUACGCCGUGGAUCUACUAUGGAGGCUCGUACGCUGGGGCGCGUGCGGCCUUCAUGCGCAAGGAAUAUCCGGAUCUGGUGUGGGGAGCAAUUGCCAGCAGCGCGGUGACCCACGCACAGAUCAACAUGGCCGAGUACUUCGAUCCAAUCCAGAAGUACGCAGACCAGAAGUGUAUUUCCACGUUGCAAAGUGCGAUUCGCAUUAUUGACACGUUACUGGAGCUCCCUCACCCCGUCCCAUCGUUGCUGAAGGGCCUGUUUGGUGUGGCUGAGCUCGAGAAUGAUGAUUUUGGCGGCGUGCUCCAGUCUCCUCUAGGUUAUUGGCAGGCGCGAAAUUGGAACCCGGAGGUCAGCAGCAACGGCUGGGACGUGUUCUGUGAUGCACUCACGAGCGGAGGCCAUGGUGGCCGUAUUGGAUUGCUCAAGAUCGCACCUGCCGUUAUGAACUACGCCAAGUACAUCCGAGAGCAUGUCGUCGCGUACUGCCCCACAGAUGCAGUUGACUGCUUCGGGACACACAAUGACACCAAGUUUGAGGUUGACGACCUCGACCAGACUUGGCGCCUCUGGCUCUUCCAGGUCUGCACGCAGUGGGGGUACUUUAUGCCGGCACCUAAGGAUGGUCCGUCUAUUCUAUCCAAGCACGUCACGCUUGAGUACACUUCCAACAUUUGCAAGCAAGCGUAUCCGCCCGGCAAGUACUUUGCGGUUCCCAACUGGCCGAAUGUGACGGACGUCAAUGCGCGGGGUGACUAUGAGCUGGAGGCCCACCGGCUGGCCUACAUCGACGGAGAAGCUGACCCUUGGCGCACCAUGACGCCGCAGGCCGACAUCGUGCCCAAGCGCAAAUCGUCCGUUGACAAGCCUCUUCAUCUGAUCGAGGACGGGGUGCACCACUGGGAUGAGAACGGUUUGGAAAACCAUGACCUCGAGCCCCCGGCAAUCCGCAAUGUGCACAACUUCGAGAUACUCUUCGUGCAAGAAUGGCUGUCUCAGUUCCGCGACGACAAGCAUUCGUAGAAUCUAGAUUGAAGUAGAAGCCUGACAAACAAGCUUGGGUAGGUAUUCGCAAUGUAAGCGUCGAUGUGCGGCGGCGAAGUGAUGAACAAACCUGCGAAGGUAACCA
This is a messenger RNA of Cutaneotrichosporon oleaginosum, 1731 nucleotides long. RefSeq lists its product as uncharacterized. Gene Ontology annotation, biological process: proteolysis. The record is from RefSeq and is a predicted model, not a curated record. Gene Ontology annotation, molecular function: serine-type exopeptidase activity; dipeptidyl-peptidase activity. Lineage: Eukaryota; Fungi; Basidiomycota; Tremellomycetes; Trichosporonales; Trichosporonaceae.